UAAUUUAGGCCAUAUGGGUAUGGAAUCCGAAGUUGCUUCCGCUCCGUGGGUUGCUGCAUAACUUCUUUCCACGCAUUGGCCUCUAGUUCCGUAGUUUCACCACGCUGAUGACAAAGAAACAGAAACUAAGAUGAUUACUUGCUCGUGGAUGCUCAUGUCAUCUACCUACUCCAAUCUAAUUUAAUUUUAUCGGUCAGGCCGUAAAAGAAAGCGAAGCCGAUCGGCGGUGGGGACUCUGCUGCUGAAUUGCGGAAUCAGCAGCGGCGUCGGCAGCGGACAAAAGAAAAGGCGAAGGAAAGGAGAAGAAGAUUUUGGAGGGGCCGCGAUGGGGGACGGGGCAAGCAGCAGCCGCAGCAAUAACGAUAGCAAUAGCAGCAGCGGAAACGUCGGAGGAAGAGGGGAGACGGUGGUGAUCGAUCAUGGGAGGAGGCGCACCUCCUGCGGCUACUGCAGAUCCACCGGAUACACCAGCAUCUCCCACGGUUUAUGGGCUAAUAGUAUUACUGCUGAUGACUACCAAGAGCUUCUUGACCGUGGUUGGAGGAGAUCUGGCUGUUUUCUUUACAAGCCUGAUAUGGAAAGGACGUGCUGCCCAUCUUAUACCAUUCGUUUGAAGGCAAGUGAUUUUAUUCUUUCCAAAGAGCAAGUUCGUGUACAUAAAAAAAUGCAAAGGUUUUCAGAUGGUGUCAUGGACAUGAAGAAACCUGAUCAGUCAAAAGGCAAGCCAAAUUCUUCAAUGUGCACAUUCAACCUGACAGAAAAUGAGUCUUUGGCAGCAGUGUCAGCAUCAUCAGGGAAAGAAUCUCCAGCUGAUAUAUGUGAAAAGACAUGCAAAGAUGAAUUUAUCCUUCUUUUGUCAAACAAAAUAGAUGAUGCUGUAAGAUUGUGCUUUGGAGGUGAUGAAUUUCCUACUACAGCCCAGCUUCCUAAAGCUGUUGUGAAAAAGGUCACCCCUCAAGUGAAAAAGAAGCUAAUGGAAACAUCAGAAGAUUUAUUGUACACAAGCAGCAUAUGUUUUCAGAUAGCAGCAGUUUUCAGACGUUUAAAAUCAACAGAAAAAAAUAUGACCGACACAAGUUUGUCAUCAGAUGCAGAAUUAGCAGACAUAUCACCAAAGGUUAUUGCAGAAAAGUUGGCAUGUUUGAUGAAACAGCAUGGUGAACUUUCUGACGUGUUAUCAAAAGCUUGCAAUGGCCACCUUAAUUUCUAUUCUGCAACCAAAAAGACUAGCGAGCUUACCAGUGAUGCACGUAAACAAGCUCCAAAGAUUGGAGGUAAUUCGAAACGAAGUUUGACUGACAAUACUAAAGUUCUAACUUAUAAGAAGAGAAAGCUAGAGAUACGUAUGAAAAGAUCAAGUUUCGAUCCAGAAGAAUUUGAGCUAUACAGAAGGUACCAGAUUAAGGUGCACGAUGAUAAACCAGAGAAAGUCACAGAAAGCUCUUAUAGAAGAUUUCUAGUGGAUACUCCUAUUGUAUUUAUUCCACCAUGCAGUGGUGAUAAGACAGUUCCAGCUCAUGGCUAUGGCUCUUUCCAUCAGCAAUACGUGAUUGAUGGGAAGCUUAUUGCAGUUGGUGUGGUGGAUAUACUUCCAAGGUGUUUGUCAAGCAAGUAUUUGUUUUGGGACCCUGACUUUGCUUUUCUGUCACUUGGAAAGUAUUCAGCUUUGCAGGAAAUAAAUUGGGUAAAGGAGACCCAGGUCCAUUGCCCUAGCAUUCAGUAUUAUUAUCUCGGCUAUUACAUUCACUCCUGCCGCAAAAUGAGAUACAAAGCAGCAUAUCAUCCAUCUGAACUUCUCUGUCCACUUCGUUAUGAGUGGGUGCCAUUUGAUAUUGCAAGACCUUUACUUGACAAAAAGUCAUAUGUUGUCCUAUCUGAUUUUGUGGCUCUGCAAGAUCAACCAACACCACCUCAGGAUGCUGAUAGUAUUACCAGACAGUUAGACUCUUGUCCUGAUCAUGAUGGCUCAGGUGAAGCUUCCAGCAAUGAAGAUGAGAUUAUUGACAUUGAUUUUGAAGAUUCAGAUACGGGGUUAGAUGAUGAAUCGGGCUCAGAAGCUAUAAGUGCAUCAGUUACCAGUGAUUCUAUAGCUCCUGAUGUUGGCAAUAUUCUGAUUGAUUUAAAUGGUUCACGUGUGAAAUUCAAGGACCUUCAGCGAGUAUUUGGCCCAAUAGAGGAGCGGCAUCUUGCUGAGCUGGAAAUGCAGCUGCACAGAUACGUGAAAGUCGUGGGCAAGGAGCUUGCUGAUCAUGUGAUUUAUGCCCUUUGGUAGUUAUUUUGUGAUAUACAGAUCAACUUUUGCUGAAACUUAUCAUCACGGCCAUUGUUGAAACUUUUUUCAGCCUUCUGUUAAGUGGUGAUAUUUUUGUGGAAACAAAGCCAUCAAAAAAGCACUGAAAGUUGUUUUAUGAGAAUUGGAACGUGCCUCUCUUUUCAGUGAUUUUUUAGACCAUUCUAUACACAAAAGAAAUGGUUUCCAUCA
Messenger RNA from Elaeis guineensis (African oil palm), 2482 nucleotides. Its product is annotated as arginyl-tRNA--protein transferase 2. Gene Ontology annotation, cellular component: cytoplasm. The record is from RefSeq and is a predicted model, not a curated record. Gene Ontology annotation, molecular function: arginyl-tRNA--protein transferase activity. Gene Ontology annotation, biological process: protein arginylation. Lineage: Eukaryota; Viridiplantae; Streptophyta; Magnoliopsida; Arecales; Arecaceae.